This is a messenger RNA of Aspergillus eucalypticola CBS 122712, 267 nucleotides long. Its product is annotated as dihydrodipicolinate synthase. NCBI's taxonomy places the organism in Eukaryota, Fungi, Ascomycota, Eurotiomycetes, Eurotiales, Aspergillaceae. Gene Ontology annotation, molecular function: 4-hydroxy-tetrahydrodipicolinate synthase activity. The transcript has 2 exons. Bases 1 to 267 code for a protein of 88 amino acids. The record is from RefSeq and is a predicted model, not a curated record.
AUGGAGUUGAGUGUGCGUGUGAUGGAGCUGUAUCAGGCUGGUCAGGUCGAGGAGGCCCAGCGGUUGCAGGCUAUUGUGGCGCGUGCGGACUGGCAGGCGAUUAAGGGUGGGUUUGUGGCCGUCAAGAGUGCCUUGCAGACGUAUCGUGGAUAUGGAGCGUUGCCGAGACGGCCCUGUGUGGUGCCGUCGGAGGAGCAGGCGACGGCGUGGAAGGAUUCGUUUGCGGAGGCUAUGGCGUUGGAGAAGCAGUUGGAGAAGCAGGCUUAG